CCUGAGCUUGUUGAGCAUCUUUAUGAUGGAUAUUUGAAUUAUUUGUCAGAUAUAUAUGUCAGAUAACUCAUAUACCUCCUUUACUUUAGGGUCAGUUCCUGGAGACUUAUUUUGUUGUUUUGGCUUUGUGCCAUGUUUCCUUGUUUCUUUGUUUGCUUUGUACCUUUGUGUUGGAUCCAUGCAUUUAAGAAAAUAGCCACUUCGCCAAGUCUUUAUAAAUUGGCUUUGUACAAGCAAAGACCUUCACAAAUCAGCCUAAUUAGAGAUUCUGGGGUCCUCUUAGAUAUUUUCUGUGUAUAUUUCUUCUCUGAGUUUGUGUAUGCAAAUUUUUAAUUAAGCAGAUUUGUUUGUUCACAUCUCAUUUAGUUCUUAGUGUCCCCGAAGCUUCUAGAGUAUACUGAACCAUAUCAGUAUUUUUAAUCUAGUAAAAUAGAUUAAAGUCUGUUUUAAAGUAAAACAAGUUUCUUGGUCAGACCCCAAAAAGCUAUAACAUUGAACACACACUUUACUCUUCUCUCUCCCCUCCCAGAUGGAGAAACCGUUGAGCUAUGUUAACCUCCAUCUUCUUUACUGCACCUCCUGCGGAAUAGCAGCAAAUCACUCACAUCUCUUUUGUUUUCAGCAUUCCUCAGACAUCUAGAGUAUGACAGCCCUGUCAGCCUUCUGAGAAAGAUGAGACACAAACCUAUUUCUCUAGCAGUUCCCCCAAAAAGACAGAAUGUGGGACAUAGGCCACAACUUUUUCCCUUUCUAGAGAGAAGCUGAGACUUGGGAGUUUUCACCCUCUCAUUCUAUGCCAAGCUGGGAGGAGGGAUUAUGGAAGAAGCCAAGAAUUGGGAGUUUUCUUCUGAUCAUACUAUGCUGAGUUGGGCAGAGAGACCAUGGCAAGGUCACACAGCACAAGUUGAAGCCGAGAUUCAAACUCAGUCUGGUUCCAGAGCCUGUGAAGUGCCUAUGGAAGACAUUCACGUGGAGAUGGAUACUCAUAUGAAUGAAAUAGACGAAACAGCCAACUUGCAAGAUAUCACUGCUUCUUUUAAGAAUGAUGGGUUUCCAAGGUGAUACAUGAAACAAGAGAUAAUGACCACCUAUCUCCUUCAUCCUGGUCACACAGGAAGGUAGGCUAUGGACUCCUUUUGACAUUUCUGCCUCAGCAGCAGAGGAUAAAAGCCAAGCUGUGAUGGAUAAAUCACAAAAGUAAGAAAUACAGACGUCAACUACAGGCCUCUGAAGAACUGAGCGUGCUGAGGAUUUAUGCCAGACAUUGGACAUUUUUGAGGUGUUAGGAGGGACUGGUAACAUCUGAACAUACCAAACCAAACAGGCUAACUCUUCCACCAUCACUAUCACGACAUUUUACCACAAAAGCAUGCCACUCCAUGUGGAUUCCAAGCAGGCUAAAAAGAAAAAGAACUGAUUAGACCUCAGAAGACCCACUGAACGGGAUGACGGCCACAGCUGAGGUAGAGACACCAAAAAUGGAGAAGAGUGCCUCCAAGGAAGAGAAGCAGCAGCCUAAACAGAACAGCACAGAGCAGGGCAAUGCUGAUUCUGAAGAGUGGAUGAGCUCUGAGAGUGACCCUGAACAGAUAAGCCUUAAGAGUAUUGACAACAGCAAGAGCUGCCACCCUAGGGAUGGUCAGUUGAAGAAAAAGGAGAUGCCCUCCAAGCCACACCGCCAGCUCUGUCGAUCACCCUGCCUAGAUCAUCCAAGCUUCUCCCAGAGCAGCAUUUUACAGGAUGGUAAACUUGACUUGGAGAAGGAAUACCAAGCUAAGGUGGAGUUUGCUCUAAAGCUAGGCUAUGCAGAGGAACAGAUUCAAUCAGUGCUAAACAAGCUGGGACCAGAAUCACUUAUUAAUGAUGUAUUGGCAGAGCUUGUCAGACUUGGGAACAAAGGUGAUUCAGAAGGGCAGAUCAACUUGAGUCUGUUAGUGCCUCGUGGGCCCAGCUCUAGAGAGAUUGCAAGUCCUGAAUUGUCUCUUGAAGAUGAAAUAGACAACAGUGACAAUUUGAGGCCAGUUGUCAUUGAUGGAAGUAAUGUGGCAAUGAGUCAUGGGAAUAAAGAAGAAUUUUCCUGCAGAGGAAUACAACUUGCUGUGGACUGGUUUCUAGAUAAAGGCCAUAAAGAUAUUACUGUAUUUGUGCCUGCAUGGAGAAAGGAGCAAUCCCGCCCUGAUGCACCAAUUUCCGAUCAAGAUAUUCUAAGAAAACUGGAGAAAGAAAAGAUUCUCGUCUUCACACCAUCCCGAAGAGUCCAAGGCAGGAGGGUUGUCUGCUAUGAUGACCGGUUCAUAGUCAAACUGGCUUUUGACUCUGAUGGCAUCAUUGUGUCCAAUGAUAACUACCGAGACCUUCAAGUUGAAAAGCCAGAAUGGAAGAAGUUUAUAGAGGAGCGGUUGCUGAUGUAUUCUUUUGUGAAUGACAAAUUUAUGCCUCCAGAUGAUCCUUUAGGACGACAUGGCCCAAGCCUUGAAAAUUUCUUAAGAAAGAGACCCAUUGUUCCUGAGCAUAAGAAGCAGCCAUGUCCUUAUGGCAAAAAAUGCACCUACGGCCACAAGUGCAAAUACUACCAUCCGGAGCGGGCCAACCAACCCCAGCGUUCGGUGGCUGAUGAGCUCCGCAUCAGUGCCAAACUGUCCACAGUGAAAACUAUGAGUGAAGGCACCCUGGCCAAGUGUGGCACAGGGAUGUCUAGUGCCAAAGGUGAGAUAACCUCAGAGGUCAAACGUGUGGCCCCCAAGCGCCAAUCAGAUCCCAGCAUCCGGUCUGUGGCUGUGGAGCCUGAGGAAUGGCUGUCUAUUGCCCGUAAGCCUGAGGCUAGUUCUGUCCCCUCUCUUGUGACUGCCCUAAGUGUCCCCACAAUCCCACCCCCUAAAAGCCAUGCAGUGGGUGCACUCAACACCCGUUCGGCCAGCAGCCCAGUGCCAGGAUCUUCCCAUUUCCCCCACCAGAAGGCCUCUUUGGAGCAUAUGGCCAGCAUGCAGUAUCCUCCCAUCCUGGUUACCAACAGCCAUGGGACCCCUAUUAGCUAUGCUGAGCAAUAUCCAAAAUUUGAAUCCAUGGGGGACCAUGGCUACUAUUCAAUGUUAGGCGACUUCUCCAAACUGAACAUCAACAGCAUGCAUAAUCGAGAAUAUUACAUGGCUGAAGCAGACCGGGUGUAUGCCCGGAAUCCUAACCUCUGUCCUGACAGCCGUGUGAGCCAUACCAGGAAUGACAACUAUUCCUCUUACAACAACGUGUAUUUGGCUGUAGCUGAUACCCAUCCUGAAGGCAAUUUGAAGCUGCACCGCUCAGCAUCCCAGAACCGACUUCAGCCUUUUCCUCAUGGUUACCAUGAAGCCUUAACACGAGUGCAGAGCUAUGGCCCAGAGGAUUCUAAGCAAGGACCUCACAAACAGUCAGUCCCCCACUUAGCUCUGCAUGCCCAGCACCCAGCAACUGGAGCACGUUCCAGCUGUCCUGCAGACUACCCCAUGCCUCCCAAUAUCCAUCCUGGGGCAGCACCCCAGCCAGGCCGUGCCCUGGUGAUGACUCGGAUGGAUAGCAUUUCUGACUCCCGCCUCUAUGAGAGCAACCCUGUGAGGCAAAGACGACCUCCCCUGUGCCGGGAACAGCAUGCCAGCUGGGACCCACUGCCCUGUGCAACUGACUCCUAUGGCUACCACUCCUAUCCCUUGAGUAACAACCUCAUGCAACCAUGUUAUGAGCCAGUCAUGGUACGGAGCGUGCCUGAAAAGAUGGAGCAGCUUUGGAGGAAUCCUUGGGUUGGAAUGUGCAAUGAUUCCAGGGAGCAUAUGAUUCCAGAGCACCAGUAUCAGACCUACAAGAACCUCUGCAAUAUUUUCCCUUCUAACAUCGUCCUUGCAGUGAUGGAGAAGAAUCCCCACACAGCAGAUGCCCAACAACUGGCAGCCUUGAUUGUUGCUAAGCUUAGGGCUGCACGUUGAUAUGACAUAGUACUUAUUUCUUUACACAAAUAUGAAUAUUAAUACUAAUAAUACACAAAUACGAUUAUAGUAACUAAUAAUUUGUGUUGCGCUUUACAAGUUAGAGUGUUACAUCAUUUGAGCGCAUAACAACCCUGUGAGGUAGGUCUUAAUAACAUCCUCUUUUAUAGAGAAGGAAGCUGAAGCUCAGUGAAAUUAAGUGGCUAGCCAGGGUCACACUGCUAGCAAAUGACCAAGUCAAGACACACACCCAAGUCCUCUAAUUCCAAGUCCCAUGCCCUGUUGCACUGCACCAUGCAGGUAAUGGAGGACAAAACCCAGGGGGAGAGGUCUAGACGCAAGAAACCCCAGAGGAUUUUUUUUUUUUUUUGAGACAGUCUCACUCUGUUACAUAGGUUGGAGUGCAGUGGUGUGAUCUCUGCUCACUGCAACCUCCGCCUCCAGGGUUCAAGCGAUUCUAGGGCUUCAGCCUCCCGGGUAGCUGGGAUUACAGGGGUGCACCACCAUGCCCGGCUAAUUUUUGUAUUUUUAGUAGAGACGGAGAUUCACCAUAUUGGCCAGGUUGUUCUCAAACUCCUGGUCUCAAGUGAUCCGCCACCUCAGCCUCCUAAAGUGCUGGGAUUAUAGGUGUGAGCCACCACGCCCAGCCUACCAGAGUUUUCAGUGACAUAUUCUAUAUUACAAAGUAUGGAUGAUAUAUCCAAUUUAGAGAGCAAAAGCAUUAGGAUCAGAUCAUAUGUUGAAUUAACCUUUUAGGUUUUUUCUAAUAGAAAUAUUUAAAGCUAUUUAAAAGUAAAUGCAUACUUUAUUGCAUGGAUCAUUCAGUUUUUCUUAACCAAGCUAUAGGGUCACAUUGAAGCUUCUAGAACUAUAUUUUAAACCUAUUAUUAGCAAUUAUAUUGCAUGUAUGAAUGUAUAUAUUUGGUUUGAGAUGUGUACGUAUCUCUGUAUAACCUUUCAUAUAGUGAUAAUGAGAGGGUAGGCUCUACGCAGUCCUUAGUCUAUAGCUGUAUAGGUCACUAAUCUGACUUGAUGAUUUUAAGUCACAUUUCAUAGUUUCAACUAGUUUUGAGAGUGAAAUUAUAUGGCAAUAUUUGAACAUUGCUUUCUUAGGCACCAGAGCAAAGCAGCUCUAUUUCCUUCGCACAUUUUACUUGCCAACAUUUAUUAACAGUUCUUAGCUUCCAAGUCUCUUCACCUUAGCAAAUUAGGGAUCAGGUUGCACUCUUUUGCCGAGGAACUGAUGGUUAAGCUCACACAAGCUCAGAAGAGUUUGACAAGGACCAGGGGACUUACCAACACAGUCCACUUCCCUUAUCCCAGGAGAGACGGCCAAACCCAUGUGGCAUUAAAUGGUGAAUAAAAAAGUUUCACUCAAGGAGGGAUUAUUGGAUGCUCUUUGGACUUCCGACCUAUGCAGUAUUCAACAUCCCAGGAUGAGAUGUAAUGGAGGACAGUGCAUAGCCAUGUAAUCCACUUUCCCUUGCUGUCCACCCUUUGGGUAAUAAGGUCAAAAAUCAUUGGUGGAACAGAAUUUCUUUAGGAAACAAACCCAGGGAAUUUGCUAGAUGGAAAAAGGCAGUUUCCAAAAGGGGAUACUGCAUCUUUGCUAGUAGCUGGCUCAGUUAUGCACUUUAAGUCCACGCAAAGAGAGUGCAUUUGCUGUUAAAUAAUUGUUAGUUAUUAGAAGGCAGGACUUUUGGUUUAGGCAACACCAUUUGCGCAACUUGUACCUUGCUCAGGGUGGAAAACUUUGUAGCUAAAUGCCUCUAGAAGAGGUGUUUGUUUGUUUUUUAAGCUGCACAAAGGAAUUCCCUUUUUGAAUCCAUUGUAUAUUUCAAUAUUUCGAACCAUGACCAGCUCACUAUUUCCUGAGCUGAUCAUAAAACUUCUAUGAUCGUUUUUUCAUGAAAGUUGAGAAGGCCGGGCCUUGGCCUUUUGUUUCUUCAUGAGAAGGUAUGACACUGCCUAUAAAUGUUUCUUACUGUGAAACACUCUGAAUGUGAGGCUGUAGUCAGGGUUGUUUCUGGUGGUUUGAUAAUGGCUUGCAUGCUGCUUUCUGGCUUUCUGUCUUUGUCCAAGUUGAUCAAUACUGCAUCUUAACCAAUGUUUCACUUCAGUUAACCAGAGCUUUAUAUUCUAUCUCCUAUCCUCUGAUCUUCAUAUACCCCAGCAUAUUGAAAAAUGUACAAGUAUUUUCUAUCAGGUAGGUCCAUAGAGUGACAGUUGCCACUGCAGUGCUUGCUAUUUCACACAAACACCAUUUCAUACGUUCAACUUCUUGGACUUUCUAAAUCGGCCCCGUGUCUAAAUCAGGGUAUUUGACAAUCUCAGAUGAUGCUACUGCCUAUGUGUGCCAGUUAGUUCAUCUUCCUACCAAAAUCAUCCAUGGCACCACAGUAUCCACUAGCUGUACAAUUUAUAGGGAAGCACAAGAUUAAUCUUGUCACCUGCAAUCAUCUUGAACAUGUUCAUAUUUAGUACUCAAAAAAUUUGUAAGCUCCUCCCAAUAUAGGAAAUAUUUUUUAAGGCAGCGUAUGUAUAUCUGAUUUACUAAAAACAAUGUCAUUCUCCUCUCAUUCUUCUUUUUGGUAUGAACCAAAAGCGGCUAGGAGCAAUGCCUCAAAUAACCAGAAAUGACCUUUUGUUGAUACAAAUUGUAUCUCUUUUUUUCCUGAUUGUAUAGAAACAAAUGUACAAAACUCACCUUAAGCUAGGUUUGGCACUGAAUUUUCACCAUGAUGUUUGUGGCACUGUGUGUCACAGGGAAGUAGCUCAGGGGUUGUGAGGGAGCUUUUAUUUCUAAAGGUCAGUAGUAAUUUAUAGACAAAGACAAUUUUUCAAGGCCUCUUUAUUACCAGUGCACAGCUAUCAUGUGUACAAUUUCAAGCAUUAUAUUGUGUAAGUUCUCUUUAGCCUAUUAAAUUUAAUAUGUCCUUGCAAAGGGAUUUUGUGUAAAAAGUGUCAGUGUUAGUGAAUCAUCUGCAAGAAUCUAUAAAUGGAGCUAUAUAAUUGAAUACAUAAAUACAGCAUGGUUCUUAGUUAUUAGAGAAAGAUUUUCUUUAUAUUGAGGUCUACACACUUCUUGACUUUCGAUUUUGUCUGUAAUUAUAAAACAGCAAAGAAUAAGGAAGCAUUGGGACCCCCUCGGAUGCCUUGAUAAUAAAAUCAAGCUUCCUUCAUGGGGCUAAGCAUGUGUCUUUCAGAAUACUUACUUCUAAGAACUCAGCAGGGGUUACUACAAAGUGUUUUGUGUGGUUUUCAACAAGCAGUAUAUUUUGCAAGAGAUGCUUUGUAAUUUUAAUUAUUUCACUGAUUUUCUGACCUCAUAGAAAGUCUGUUCCUGUUGAGGCCUUCAACUUUGUAGCUUUUCUGAAUUUUUUUCUUCUUUUUGUGAUUUUGUUGUUGUUUUCAUUUUGAUCUAAAGGAGAAGUGUGACCCCGGAGUGGCAUGGUCAAUCCAGGGCACCCUUUCUGUAAGACAACUCAAAGGAAAAGAAGCCUUUUCAAAGGUAAUAUCGAGCCAUUGCACUGUCUCUUAAGGUGCCAGGUAUGGAAGGGAGAAUGACAGAUGACUUAUGGAAAUGGUCUACAAAAUUUUUCUUCUAAGUAAUAAAAUAGAUAGCAUGAUUUUUUUUCUCUCUCUCUCUCUCUCUCUCUGUCCACCCCCUGCUAGAUUCCAGAAUACUUCACUUCUCUAAAAUUCACUUUUUCUACUUUGGAAUAAAUUAUCUUUAUACAGUAAUUCAAACACUGAUUUAUUUCCAUUAACCUUUGGCCCUGAGUUUUCUUCGAAUAUAGAAGAGUUCAUUUUGAGAGGCACUCAGUUACCAUUCUAUCUGUGCUGUACGUGUGGGACUUUGUACGAAUGCCUUUUGAGGGCCCAAAAUUUCAAUACACUUUGUUCUACUUUGUGAAUCAGGUCUGGAUCUGCACAGAGAAAGUAAUGCUGAGCUGUCCAAAGAGCCCGCUCAGGUCUCUCUCCUAACCCUUUUCUGCCUUUCCCUAGUUUGCUUAUCCUCAGGUCUGACACUGAGGAGUGCACAGUCUUCAACUGAAAUGGCACUACAGUUACUUCUCAUUGGAAAUAAGUGUAUUUCUGGAACCUGCAUGUCUAAAAUAGUCAAUGCCUUUGUAAAGACUCAGUAUAUUCAAUAUCUAUUGUAUGGUAGCUAGCUAUAUACAUAGAUUGACUAUUUUUAGUCCUGGUUUGUGUAUUGUUGAGCUAUAGUAGUUUGCUUUAUCCAUUGUGGGAUUAAACAAUACUGUUUAAUGGUUGUAAACUUUUAUAAAAUCUCUUUGGGUUUUUUGUUUGACCCAAACAUAAUGUAAGUCUCAAUGACAAAAUACACAAAGUUAACAAGAGGUGAGUGAAAAUAUAGCCCUUCGCCCAGUUUUGUCUGCCCCUAUAAUGCACGUGCAUUGCUUUGUAUAUGCUCUCACUAGCAUGAAUGUGCUAUGACUACUUCAUGAGGUUUUAAUUUGUUUCACCUACAGUUGUGAUGGAAAAUGCUGUAUCACUGACAACAAUGAACUGUAACCACAGUUAUUUACUGUAUAAACUAUUUGUCUAACUA
This is a messenger RNA of Callithrix jacchus (white-tufted-ear marmoset), 8529 nucleotides long. Lineage: Eukaryota; Metazoa; Chordata; Mammalia; Primates; Cebidae. The record is from RefSeq and is a predicted model, not a curated record.